This is a messenger RNA of Sander lucioperca (pikeperch), 1570 nucleotides long. RefSeq names its product ubiquitin carboxyl-terminal hydrolase 37-like. The coding region runs from base 1 to 1209 and encodes 402 amino acids. Gene Ontology annotation, molecular function: cysteine-type endopeptidase activity; cysteine-type deubiquitinase activity. The transcript is spliced from 13 exons. Gene Ontology annotation, cellular component: nucleus; cytosol. Lineage: Eukaryota; Metazoa; Chordata; Actinopteri; Perciformes; Percidae. Gene Ontology annotation, biological process: protein deubiquitination; G1/S transition of mitotic cell cycle. The record is from RefSeq and is a predicted model, not a curated record.
AUGAAGCGAUCUGUUUCUUCUUCUUCCAGCAGCAGCUCUGCAAAAGUGAACGAGACAAAGACGCAGGACAAGCGAGGAUGCAAGGACAAGGUGGUGCAGUUUAGCUACUGCAUCGAGCCGCUGGACGACUUGAUGGUGGCACAACUGACGGACUUCAGUGCCAUCCUGGACGCGCUGAAGGAGCAGAAUCUCGCCGGCCCCACAAUAAAAGAUAAACGCUGCAUUGAAUUUAUAAAUUUAGAGGGCUGCCGCGUCGACUGCUUCGGGUUACCAAACAUUGGGCAGAGCUGCUACAUGAACUCCAGCCUGCAGAGUCUCCUGAUCCUGGAGGACUUUAUGAGGGACAUCAGCCGCAUGGAGCGGGUCUGGAGAUCAGUCCCUGAGGCUCAACUGAUGAGAAGAUUGAUGGAGAUCAGGGACACUCACACCUCCACACACUCCCAAACUAAAGCCCCCAUCCUGCAUUCAUUUCUGGAAGCAGUCUCACUCCAGACUCCCGAGUUCAGGAACAUUCUGCAACAUGACGCUCAUGAGUUCCUGACCUCGGUGCUGGAGCAGAUGAGGAGUCUGGCCCCUCUGCUGCAGGAGGCCGCGGCGCGCAUGGGCCGACGUUACACCUGCCCUGUCGAGGACCACAUGGUGUUCAUGAUGGAGAACACCAGGACGUGCAAGAGCUGUGGGGCCCGGUCAACGAAACAGGAGGAGUUCACUAACCUGCCUCUGGACCUGGUUUCUGGAGUCACUGUGGACGACUUACUCCAGGAGUACCUGAAGUUAAGAUCCACCUGGUGUCGCAGGUGUAGCCCGUUAAUAGAUACUUUUGCGGCACAUCUGCUCCAAGAACGGUCGGCAUUCGGAAACAGAAUUAGAGUUCAGCUAGUGCUCAUCUUGCAGCUGAAGCGUUUUCGCUUCUCUCCGUUCCUCGAGCUCAAGAAGGCCGAUGACCCGGUCACGCUGCUGAGGGACCUGGUGGUGUCCUCUGCACAGGGCGGCAGUUGCUACAGUCUGAUCAGCACCAUCAGCCGUUUUGGCUGCACAGAAAGAGGACACUACAUUUGUGACGGCGUUCACCCCGACGACAGUCCAGAUGAUCCGAGCGACCGCUGGCUCAGCUUCAACGACUCUGUCGUCUUUGAGACGACCGGCUCUAUGGUCUGUGAGCACCAGCAGCAGGAAGCCUACAUCCUGUUCUACAAGAGACAUGUGUAGGACAAUGGGGGGAAGCAGGGAGCUAAAACGCUCCAGGAGCCACAUGACGGGAGCCAGGAUCAUUAUUAUCAUGAUGGAGCCCAAAGGAGCCACCGCGGGGAGAGGAAAGGUAAGUCUGUCAUUCUGUGUCAUCACUCUACAUAUGUGAGGAAGGUGGAUGUGGACGACGGAAGAAGCAGACGCCCCGUGGCCAGGAACAGCUGUAGGUCCCCCUACCCUGAGGCGGCUAACCCCCCCUCCCCGUCUCCGUCCCUGUCUCCCAGAGAGCCUGGUUUCCUCCCAAGGUUCCUCCUUCUCAGAGGGAGUUGUGCCUUGCCACCGUUGCCCCACACUUGCUGGACAGCAGGACGGACCCGACUCA